Messenger RNA from Rotaria sp. Silwood2, 753 nucleotides. NCBI's taxonomy places the organism in Eukaryota, Metazoa, Rotifera, Eurotatoria, Philodinida, Philodinidae. The record is from the annotation of a GenBank genome assembly.
AUGACAAAACUUGGUCGGGAGAAAUUUCAAGAAUAUGAUGAAUUCGUCACAAAGGUGGAUCAAUUUAAAACAGGUCUACUUGAUUAUGUUCUGGAUUCAUUGGUUCAUCUCGAAGUACUUCAAGAUAAUUUUUCAAAAAGAAAAUAUAAAGAAGAAAAGGAUUCGGCGAAAAUUACUUUUAUCAAACGAACAUUGGACAAAAUUGAUCGAAAAGUUCUGAGAGUAUUUCUUAUACAAUGUAUUGAUUUAAUUUCACUAACGGAACAAUUAAGAGACAAAUAUGGCGGGAAAAUGUUUAUUCUCGAGCAUAUUACAUUUGGUUUAGUUGGUUUUGUUGCUGUUGGAGCUGGACUUGGACUUCUUGCUGGGCUUGUUUUGCCAGCAGUAAUACCUCAGGCGGUUGUAGUUGGAAGUAUUUUAGGCUUCCUAUUCGGAUCGGUUUCGGGUAUUUAUACUCUGGUCAAGAAUUGGGGUGCUUUUAAAGAUGAUAUUCAAAUUGUACGAGAAAAUUUAUCAAAGAUCAAAGAUAGUUUGGAAAAAGUUCGUGAUCAAUUGGAGCGUACAGAAGAACAAUUAGCAAAAGCUAAAAUGGAGAGUGAUAAUCAAUACGAACAAUUAAAUCUUUCACCUGAUCAAGCAAAACCAACAUAUCAGGAAAUUGCUGAUCUCGAAGAAUAUUUUAAAGCAACUUAUGAAGCUUUCCUUGAAUUGAAAGAAAUUAUUUUACAUCCAAUCACCAAAACAAAUUCUUAA